GUAGCCAGAUCAGAUAAAAAAAUAUAAAACAGGACAAAGAUGGCCGUUGCAAGCGCGUCAUAAAUACGCACUGACGUUGUUUAUAUUGUAGCGCACAAUUACAUGAUCUAAUGUUAAGCUUAUCGUGAUUUUGUGUGCAAGUUGGGUAUAAUGUAAGUGGAUAAUCCUGUGCAUCAAGAGUGUUUACGAAAAUGUUUUAAAUCUGCUUGCGGAACGAUGUCAAACAACACAGUCGGCUCAUCGGGGCCUGCUCCCGGCAAAAUACGUGGACCUGGUAGACCACCGAAACGUACAUGCACUUGGUGCGCUGAAAGUAAAACACCGUUGAAGUAUGUUCUGCCAACAGAGAACGGAAAAAAGGAGUUUUGUUCUGAAACGUGUUUGUCAGAAUUUAGACAGGCAUACAGCAAAGGCGCCUGUCUUCACUGCGACAAUGUUAUUCGGGGGAACGCACCGUCAAACAGCAAGAACUUCUGUUCUACGUAUUGUUUGAAUAAAUAUCAAAAGAAAAACGAAAAACGUACUACAUCUCCUCAAUCUGGCAAUGGCGCAAAUGGUUCAGAAAAUCAUACAAAUAAUAAUUCUGCUGGUUCCUUUUACGAUAUUUACCAAGCAUUUGAUUGGAAUGAGUAUAUGAAGGAUACAAACAGUGUGGCAGCUGCUCAAGAAUGUUUUAAACAGGCACCCAUGCCUCCAGUAAAUGAUUUUAAAGUAGGAAUGAAAUUAGAGGCUCUUGAUCCACGAAAUUUAACAUCUACAUGUAUUGCAACUGUUGUUGGUGUUCUGGGGCCUCGAUUAAGAUUAAGACUUGAUGGCAGUGAUAAUAAAAAUGAUUUCUGGCGUCUUGUUGAUGCUGGUGAUAUUCACCCCAUUGGACACUGUGAAAGAAAUGAUGGUAUGUUGCAGCCACCACUAGGAUUUCGUAUGAAUGCUAGUAGUUGGCCAAUGUUUUUACUCAAAACACUAAAUGGUGCAGAAAUGGCUCCAGCAAAGGUUUUCCAACCUGAACCUCCAACUCCUAAGACAAAUGUAUUUGUCGUUGGUCAGAAAUUAGAGGCAGUAGAUAAAAAGAAUCCUCAGUUGAUUUGCUGUGCUACUGUUGGUGCAGUGAAAAAUGAUCAGAUUCAUGUGACUUUUGAUGGCUGGAGAGGUGCAUUUGAUUACUGGUGCAGAUAUGACUCUAGAGACAUAUUCCCAGUUGGUUGGUGUGCCAGAGCUGGGCAUCCAUUGCAACCCCCUGGUCAGAAAAGUGCAACAACUCCAUCAAGAUUUAAAUUGAGGCCUAGUGGCAUGCCCAAUCCUGCUUUACCAGAAGGUGGUUCUACAGGAUCUGGUAAUUCAACCAGCUCAGUAACACAGACGCCGGUAGCCACGGUCUGCCUCCGAAUCCGCAGUAGCUGCACAGGUGGCAGUAGUUCUUUACCCAGUUCAGUUUCUGGCUCAGGACCUUCUGGAGCGGCUGAAGCAUUAGUCAAAGAGUUGCUAAGUGUUCACCCGGAUCCACAAAGCUUGACGAGAGCCAUACUCACGGCAUCUAGUAGCUAUUCUAACAUAAAUAAUGUGCAGGUAUCCUCAGGAAAUAAAAACUACUCAGUAAAGGUUCCAUCAGAGUUGACAAUAGAUGAACUUAAGAAUUGGUUGAAAGGUGUGUCUAGUGGAGUGGGCAGUUGUAUUGGUAUGAUAGAGGUUGACACAGGUGAGGCUGCUGGUCGGCCUUGCACUCUUUGUGGGGAGUCUACGUCUAAUAAUGUCACAUCAGGAGUGAAGCGGCCUAAAAGUGAGGAAAACAAUGGCAGCAGUGUGAACGGUUCGGGCUCGUGCUCGGGCGGCAAGCUGGCGCGCGUGUCGCCGGAGCGCGUGGCGUCGCCGGGUGAGCCGCCCGAGCCCGCCUCCUCCACCACGGGCGCGCCGCCGCCGCCCUCGCCCGCCGCGCCGCCCGCCGACUGGUCCGUCGAGGACGUCAUCGGCUUCAUCGCCGCCGCCGACCAGGCGCUGGCCACUCACGCCGACCUCUUCAGGAAGCACGAAAUAGAUGGAAAAGCAUUAUUGUUGUUAAAUUCUGACAUGAUGAUGAAAUAUAUGGGAUUAAAGUUAGGUCCUGCAUUAAAAAUUUGCAAUCUUGUAUCUAAGAUAAAAAAUCGCCGACAUUAUAGUACCUAAGCGUGUACUUCCUUGUUAAGGUAUACAAUAAUAUAACAAUAAUUCACUCUUAGAGUUUGAAACUAUAAGUUUCUGUUUUUUUUUUUUUUACAAUAAUAGGUGUUUAUGUUAGGAACACAAGUGAUUUUUUUUUUUCAAUAAUAGGAGCCUUUUUAUUUUUAUUUGAAUCUCACGAUACCUAUAAUUUUUUUACAUGUUGACUUUAUGAUUCAUGGAAGGUCUAGAAAUGUAUUUCAUAGCAAGCUAUGUUCAUUGUUCAAUGCUGGGAAGAACGCCUUUUUAUUUAACGACGUCAAAAAUCAUCAAAUGACCCCUCCCGCUGUGGGUUAGCAGCGGCGAGGGAGUGUCAGACUCUUACUGACUAAAAACCCGGCGCCCGUGGUGUCUAACUGGUCCAGCGCGGCGGCCGGGAUGAGAGGUGCGAACUCUCUGGCCUUCCGCCUCCUCCUCCUUAUCGAGCAUAACAGCUUCUCAGAAGGAGGUGGGAAGAACGCCUGGGUUUUUUUUAUUGAUUUAUCACUUUAUUUCUUAGUAAUUUCAAGAAGAUUUUGUAUUAAUACCAAAUCUUAUUGAGUGAGCUGAAAAUGGUAAUUGUUUUUUUAUAAUUGGCUGGUAACAAGUGCUUUUUACGGCGAUUAGAAAUAUAAUUUAUGUUAUAUGGAUUUCAUGAUGACUGGUGAAACCGUAAGAUUGGUGGUAUUCAAUUACAAUUCAGCUUUUUUCCUGAUAUAAUCAAUUUUACUUCAGCGAUUAGCAUCACCCUGUCAAGAAACAUUUUAGUAAUUUUACAAACCUUGGUACAAAUCAGUUGCAAGUAUGUUGUGCUUGAUAAUUCAUGUGAUCCAAUUGCCGGGAUAUUUCAGAAUUUCAUGUCAUUUUUAGUCUUAAAAGGUGCCUGAUUGAAGAAUUUCAGACCUUAUGGCCUGUCGGUUAACUGUAAUAAGCUGGAUAUAACAAGACUUAAGUUUUUCUUUAAAAGCAGUUAACAAAGAAGUAAAAAAAAUGGCAAUUUACUCUCAGGAGCAUCAUUUGUACCUAUAAUUAUAAAUUACUAGUGUUUAUUCAAGUUUUACCUAAAAUAAUGACUACGUGAGUUGGUAUUAAUGUGAUUUGAUUGACGAUAAAUCAUUUGGUAUCACCAUGGGUAUUGGGCGUUUCCUGUAGGUUUAUGGUUAUCUUUAACCGUUAAAUAAUCUGUUGAUUUGCGAUUAGAGAUUGAAUUUUGACAUUAAUUAAAUGGCUAAUUUUAGUCUAUAAUCCUAGAACGACAGAUAAAUCGUUUAUAUAAAUCCGCAGUAAAACGUAAAUUUUGACUGUUACAUGUCUGCAAAGUAACGUCCAAUAAUAGCCCAUAAAAUGUGUAUUGUUUAUCUUUUAAGUUUAUAAGCAUUUACAUAAACGCCCUAACAUCCGCACCUAAUACACAAGUACCUCAAAAAUACAUAAUAUUAAAAAAUCGUUGAAAUAUAGUGUUAUGCUGUUGUUUGCAGUCCUCGUUUGGACUAAACUGUUAAUGAUAAUAUAAUUGAUAUCUUAUAAAUGAUACAGCAUUUUAAUUGUAAUAAAAAUAUUAUUUGGCAUUUCGCUAUUUUCAUUGUCGAGCAUUCGGUAUCAACCACAAAUAUUGUCAAGAAGACAUGAUUAUACAACACGACUUCAACAUGCCAAAACUAGACAGACAAAAAUGCUAUUCUAAACUAACUAGCUUUUUAAACUGUAUUAUUAAUUAUUAAGAGUUUCAACUAACCAAUAUUCAAGUUUUAUUGUAAAAAUGUAACUGUUGUUGCUAGUAAUGAUAAAGAGGAUUGCCUGAAUUUAAGUGAUAACAAUCUACAACUAUUGAUGUAAUUCUACAUUCGAAUAUCUGUUUCAUUUGAAUGUAUUAAGAGUCAUUGUGCUAUAACUAUAAUUUUGUCAAUAAUAAGGUGCAGUUUAUAUAAGGCCUACUGGUUCUUGGCCUCUUUCCAAGAUUUUCCUUGUAAUAUUAUUUUAGUCAUGUACAUAAUUAUUUCAAUGAGUAAAAUUGCAUUUAAUGUAGUAAGAGCUCAUCAUGGAUAUUAUUCCAUUAAAUUCCUAAAAAAUAUAUCUGGCUGUACUAUUUAGGAUUAAAUUAAUUGUACAUAAAUAUUGGCUAGUCGUGCGUCAAAAUGUUGCCUGAACGCUGCAAGUACAUGAAACUUGAUUGCAAACUCAAAUCCAAUAUCUUGUACAGAAAUUUUAUCGUAGAUUAGGGUCUUAGUGCCUUUCAGUAAAUAACUAGGUGUACUUAAAAUUAUCCCAUAUGUCCUCAUAGCAAAUUAGCGUUCAGUGACACCAAUAAUAAUCUGUGAUUUUGUAUGACGAUUUAGUAGUAUUCAUACAUCGUCACUUACGGUGCAUCCUAAGUGAGCGAAUGACGGGACGCGAGAACAAUAAACGAUCCAUUUCUUUUGAAGUGACCUACGUGACGCUGCGAGGUACGGCGCGACGUACUUUUUUGAAUUUCCUUCGGAACGCUUCGCGUUAGCGUUGAUUCGCCCAUUCAGGAUGCACCCUUACAAACCAAUAAAAAAUAUUAUGAUCCAUAUCUGAUUAAGCUUCAGUUAAAUUUUGUUAGUAUUAAUCAUUUAUUGGUUGAUUCUUUGAAGAAUAUUAAUAUAAUGUGUAUUGAUGAAGACGUAUUUUAUUUAUGAAGCUAUUGUAUUUAAUUUCGCCAUUUUCAUUCAUUAUUGUGUUAAACAUAUUUUCAUCAUGUGAUAUUUAAAUGUUAUCUGUUAAAGAAAUAAAUAAUAAUUAAAAUAUGAACAUGUUGCUAUGAUAAUUACGUGAUGUAUAUUUAAGUUUUCACAUGACAUGAGGUAAUUAAGAAAAGUAGUUAUUUAAUUUUCCUAUAUUUCGUUGAUGUAAAUAUUUUGGUAAUAGAUAAUUUUAUUUUAAGAUGGAGUGAUCCUCUGGCAUAGUUAUUUUUCGUAACUAUUGUAAAAAUACAGAAGUAUACAUUUUUUUUAGAAUUUUAAGCAUUGUCAUUUCAUUACAUAGCUUUUCCCAAGUUGUAGUUAUAAAAAUAUUCAAGCUGUCAGAUUAAAUUUUAUAUAAAUAAUAUUAUGACUUGUAUAAAUUAUAUAAUGGGAGUACAAUAUUGCAUACUUGCAGAGUGUUUAUUGCCAGUGAGGCGGCCCCCUAGACCUGCAAUAAUAUUGUGCAAUAUUACAAUAAAAAAUCGUCGCAAAAAAUCACUGCGCAAUCAAAAUCAAAAAAUUGUAUACCGUGUAUCAAUUUGCACAACAUCGUAAAAUUGCGCAAUUUAUUUGUACGUCUUGGGAGCGCUAAGUAUUAUGGCAGCUAUGCUAACACUCGCAGUGCCGUUAAAGGUUAAUAAACGUUUUAAAUGUUUGCUUAUAUCAAUUGACUAUGAAUGUACAGUCGACCCCAAAAGUCCAACACAACCACAUUUCCAAAACAGAAAACCACUAUACAAUCUUAAAAAGAGAAAAGUAUAAGUAUGCAGAAAAUAUGCAUUUCAGUAUCGUAUCGAAAGGACAACGGGCACAAAUAUACAAGCUGUUGAUUUGCAUCCGUGCCAUAUUCAAGGACGUAAUUAUGCUAAUGAUUCUCGACCCAAAUCAACAAAAAAAUUGGUACGUAUUUUUUUUUUUCGGAAUUCCGUCAAUGUCUUAAUUCCGUUAAUUAAACUUGGCGCAUGUGUUACUGGCCUUAAAACCGUGCUGCGCCUUCACACAAACGCAAACACAAAGCAUACGCAACGAUUAUUCAUAAAUUUCAUUCAUAAAAUUGGAUUACUUCUGAAAUACUACGACAUUACAAUGACAAAAAAAGUAGUGCAUAUUAGCUAUUUCCCGUAUACUGUAAUUCCAAUCGAUUAUUUACGUAUUUUAUGCCCUCCUCCUGAAAUAUGGCACAAAUGCAAAUCAACACCUUGUAUAGAAAGCUGGUACACCCCUCCUCCAAUAGUAGGUAAUGUAAUUUCAUUGGAUAGGCUGAGCCUUUUUGACUGGAACAACAUUCGUCAAGAUACAAUGGACAGGAUACAAGGUAUGGGUCAUAAACAAUUAAAAAUAUUUUCAUAUAAGAGUAUCAAACCCAUCUAGGUAUAACUAAAGUUCUUGUAAAUACAAAUAAUAUAAGCACAAACCCGACUACCCGAGGCAGGUAGUCGAUUCAUACCGUUCAGGGCUUCUCUCGGCUCAGGCUAUCAUAAGCAGCUUUAAAUCUUCACUGUUUUAUUCUCCAGACAGUUUUACUUCACUGGUUUUACGGGAGUUUUUACCCAAUACGAGCAUGCAAUUUUCAAGAGUUACACACAAUUUCUCAGGGUUUCUAUCAUUAGAGAUCCUAGAUCUGAUGACAAUGAAACUAAUUCAUAAUUAGACAAAAUAUAAAUGCAAAUAGUUUAGCGACUUUGUUUUAAAGCUACUACUGUGUGAGUGUUCAGCAACUUCUGGCGUUUGUGUUAAGCUACCUAUGGAAGCUACGUUGUUUAACACUUCGAAAUUUACAUGUGAUCGGUCAUCGACUUUUGGGGUACGUUUGUACAUUGUCAGGCAUACAUUGUUUAGGAGAAAGUCGUUACUAGCCUUUUUAUCGUCCCUCUGCUUGGCACAGGCCUCCUCUCACGAGGAGAAGGAUUGGGCGUUAAUCACCACGUUUUGCUCAAUGCGGGAUUUCAGACUUAACAGUCCAGGUUUCCUCAAGAUGUUUUCCUUCACCAUUUUAUCAGCCAUUGAUGUCCAAGAUAGACUUAGAAAGUACAUACAAACUUAGAAAAGUUGCAUUGGUACUUGCCUGCCCUGGAAUCGAAACCACUCACUCAUACUUGAGAGGUUGGUUAUACCACCACGAAUUACUACUAGGAGAAAGCAUCUUUAUUCUUGCAUAACGAAGGUAAGGGUCAAUUCACACUGAAAGAGCAGCGGCCGGCAGCGGCCGUAAUUGCAAGGGAUUGAGCGUGAGCGCGGCGGGCCGCGCGGCGCCGCGCGGCGCCGCAUCGCGCCGCGCUCUUACAUUUUCCGUGCUCUUACGGCCGCUGCCGGCCGCUGCUCUUUCAGUGUGAAUUGACCCUAAAUAUCGUCGUUACCAUAGCUACCAUAGUAAUAAUGGUGCCUGUUUAAAAAAAACUCAUAUUUAAGAGCAAAUAUAUAGUAUGGUGUUUGUGUUUCCUGCACAUCAUUUUAUUAUUUUAUUAUUCUAGAAUUUUAUUAAUAACAAAAUGUAAAUAAGCAAAUAAUUGGAAAGAAAUGUGUAUAAAUUAAAUAAAAUUAAUUUAAAAGUGAUAUAUAUAUUGUUUUAAUACUCUUGAAACUUAACCUCUUGAAUGCGGCUAAUUAGAGAACAAUAGAAAAUCAAUUAUGUCCCUAAUCAAUGCACAGAUGCAGUCCCAGUAGGUAUCAUAUCAUGUGUUUACCUUAUAGGCGAAGACACUACUUAUUCAAAAAAUUUAUAUUCUCAUUCUAAAAAUAAGUACAAAAUGUUUGGUAUUGGUUGUCACCAGCCUCGGACAUCACAUCAAAGCUAUAGGCGCAGAUGGCACCCACCACCACCAACGGAAAUAAAACCGGCAGAUAGUAAUACCAGGCGUGGAUCAUUAUAAAACGAUGUUUUAUUCAAAAUUCUAUGAAAUGUUUCAAAACUUGCUAGGCAUCUAUUUUUUUCUGUUUUAUCUGAAAGCAGGUACCUACUUUUGAAAAAACUUUGUUUUUGUUUUGUGUCAAUUUUCUAAAGGGAACUAUAUUUUUUGUCACCAAAAUUUAUAUUUGUCAUCAAGUUGUAUCACCUAAUAAAUAGAUCUAUCGCCACGAAAUAUUUUCGUUCUCAGAUAAACAAAGAGUGUUCCCAGGUAUGAAUUAGCAAAUUAUUGUUAAUAUAAUGUGUAAAAUAUGAGAUGGAUUACCAAUAAAAUUGUAGUGCAUUACAUGAAUAUAAACUUCGUUCUUAUAAUAAUAGUUUUAUUACUUAAAUAAUAGCUUGGUGCUCAAAAUGGUAGAUCUGUCACCAAAUAAAUCGAUUAAUCGAUCCCUGACUGCGACUCCUUUUUAUUUGUUAUUUUGUCACCAAUACAGUAGUUACAUUUUAUUUCGUUCAGUUAUUAAAAUAAUGUAUUCGUUACCAAUUUAAUACAUCAGUUUAUAAUUUUAAUAAAAAUAUGUUCAAAGGGAAGAGGAAGGGAAGGGAGACAAAUUGGCGUGCUUUCGGGCCUCAACGAAUGGGUUGUAGGUUGGUUGUAGGUACGAUCAUACGAUGCGGGGCGCGGGCAGCGAGAUUUUUAACAAUAAAUAUUGAUUAUUUUGACUUUGAUUAAGUGUUUUAUUUACUAUUCAGCUAGAAAUUUAAUUUAAAUAUAUUUAUACUACCUGUGGAAACUAAAGCCCUUGGGGGGAGGCACAUGGCCAGUUAAGUAGUAGACUCUUUUGGUUGAAAGGAUGAUGACGACCACCCUACAUUUUUAGACCUUCAUGAAAUUUUCUAGUGAUAUAAUAUAUGAUUUAUUGGUGAUCUCUUUAAAUUAGUUUGCUUAAAUACUAUUAGGACAAACCUAUUAUAAUACAUACAAAAUCAUUUAUUUGGUACUUGACCCCAUAUCUCCAUGAUUUUCGGUAAUUUAUUGUGGAAUUGAUUUUAUAUUGUUUGGUGACUACAUUUGGUGACAAAUCUACUAUUUUGAGGGCAAACCCUAUUAUUUAAGAAACACAAAAUGAAUUAAAUUGGUGACAGCUUAAAUCAUACCCUUUUCUAAAUA
Molecule: messenger RNA, 8893 nt
Organism: Helicoverpa armigera (cotton bollworm)
Lineage: Eukaryota; Metazoa; Arthropoda; Insecta; Lepidoptera; Noctuidae
Gene: Scm
Product: polycomb protein Scm
Exons: 5
Coding region: 217-2160 (647 amino acids)
Biological process (GO): negative regulation of DNA-templated transcription
Cellular component (GO): nucleus
Molecular function (GO): chromatin binding; histone binding; zinc ion binding
Source: RefSeq, a predicted model, not a curated record